AUGGUUCAAAUAUCCGAGGUCAAAGAGUCGGGAAGCAGAGAGUCCAGAACUGCCGCGCAUACCCACAUUAACGGUCUAGGGUUGGACGAAUACGGAGCUGCCAAGAAAGUUGAUGGUGGUUUUGUAGGCCAAGCUGAAGCUAGAGAAGCUUGUGGUGUUAUUGUGGACCUUAUCAAGUACCGCAAGAUGAGCGGAAAGGCUAUUCUACUUGCAGGUGGCCCCGGUACUGGUAAGACAGCUUUGGCAUUAGCCGUCUCACAGGAACUAGGCCCUAAGGUUCCAUUCUGCCCUAUUGUAGGAAGUGAACUUUUCUCAGCGGAAGUGAAAAAGACAGAAGCAUUGAUGGAGAACUUCAGACGAGCCAUUGGUUUGAGAAUCAAAGAGAUUAAAGAAGUAUAUGAGGGCGAAGUCACGGAAUUAACGCCCGAAGAAAGUGAAAAUCCACUAGGAGGUUACGGUAAGACGAUCUCCCAUGUCAUCGUGGGUCUUAAGAGUGCAAAGGGAACCAAGCAGCUUAGAUUGGAUCCAAGUAUCUACGAAGCUAUUCAAAAGGAACGUGUGUCUGUAGGAGAUGUCAUUUAUAUUGAGGCUAAUACUGGUGGUAUCAAAAGAGUUGGACGUUCGGAUGCUUACGCUACCGAGUUUGACUUGGAAGCUGAAGAAUACGUACCACUACCCAAGGGCGACGUUCACAAGAAAAAAGAGAUCGUACAAGAUGUCACCUUACACGAUUUGGACAUGGCCAAUGCCAAACCCCAGGGUGGACAAGAUGUACUCUCUAUGAUGGGCCAACUACUGAAGCCCCGUAAGACAGAGAUCACUGAUAAACUACGUCAAGAAGUCAACAAAGUUGUUUCCAAAUACAUUAGUCAAGGUAUUGCCGAACUGGUUCCAGGUGUGUUAUUCAUUGAUGAAGUGAACAUGUUAGAUAUUGAAUGCUUCACUUAUUUGAAUCGUGCCUUGGAAAGUAAGAUAGCUCCCAUAGUGAUUCUAGCUUCCAACAGAGGAAAGACCACUGUGCGAGGCACCGACGACGUCAAGGCACCUCAUGGGAUUCCACCAGACCUUGUUGACAGAUUAUUGAUUGUACGAACUUUACCUUACAACAAAGAGGAAAUACAAACUAUUAUAUUCAAAAGGGCCAAGAUAGAGGGAUUGAAUAUCAAUGAGCAGGCUCUGGAUCGUGUUGCUACUAUCGGAAGCGAAAAGUCUCUGCGUUACGGCUUACAGUUAUUGACACCAGCUGGAAUCUUAGCCACCACUUCAGGACGUACUGAAAUCCUUCCUGAAGAUAUUGAUGAGUGUCUAGACUUAUUUCUAGAUGGGAAGAGAUCUACCAAGAUAUUGGAGCAAAGUGAGUCUUAUUUGUAG
Komagataella phaffii GS115 is the source of this 1371-nucleotide messenger RNA. RefSeq names its product Essential protein involved in transcription regulation. Gene Ontology annotation, molecular function: DNA helicase activity; ATP hydrolysis activity; ATP binding. The record is from RefSeq and is a predicted model, not a curated record. The transcript has a single exon. Lineage: Eukaryota; Fungi; Ascomycota; Pichiomycetes; Pichiales; Pichiaceae. Gene Ontology annotation, cellular component: Ino80 complex; Swr1 complex; NuA4 histone acetyltransferase complex. Gene Ontology annotation, biological process: chromatin remodeling; box C/D snoRNP assembly; regulation of transcription by RNA polymerase II. The coding region runs from base 1 to 1371 and encodes 456 amino acids.